UUCCCAUUGGCAGGCCAGGGGCCACGAAUACUCGACUCGAGCUCUGUACAAAAAUGAGUGAUCACGACGAUGUUCGCCGUUCGAGUAGCCGCUCGCUCUCCGCCGGGAGUGCCGACCACCGAGCCGUCUCUGGCAGCGAAGAGCGCCGUAAAGACUCGGUCCACAGAAGUGUGUCUCGAGAGCGAACGAGCUCGCGCUCGCGCGACGAGAAGGACCGCGGCCGCAGCCGCAGUCGUGGAGGCGGUGGAGGCAAGGCUGGCGUCUCGCUCUUGGUGCGAAACCUCAACAAAUCCACCUCUGCGGACGACGUGAAGGAGCUUUUCAAUCAAUAUGGCGAAGUCCGCGACGUGUACACCCCUCUCGACUUCUACACCAAGCAAUCGCGAGGCUUUGCGUUUGUCGAAAUGACCGACCUCGAAGGCGCCGAAGCUGCGAUCAAGGAAAUCGACAGCCGCGAACUCGACGGCAACCGCUUGACUGUAGUCAUGGCGCAGGAAAAGCGCAAGACGCCGCAAGAAAUGCGCAAGCGUGACCGCCAAGCGUCAUCUCCUCGUCGACGGGACCGACGGGAUCGGUCUCGCUCCCGUUCCCGCGACCGUCGCAGUCGUCGCAGCCGCAGCCGCAGCCGAACCCCCCCGCGACGAAGCAGUCCGCGUCGCCGAUCUCGUUCGCGCUCCCCGGCGCGUCGCCGCUCGCCCCCUCCGCGUAGCCGCCACCGUUCGCGCUCCUAAAGUGACCGCCUCUGACGACAUGAACACGAUUACACUGAUGCUAACGUUUUGGUUUAUCUUUUCGAACGCCUAAACUAUUGAUGAGUGCGUUGUUCCCGUGCGCCAACGCCACGACAGAUGUCGCAGCUUCGCCUAC
Molecule: messenger RNA, 867 nt
Organism: Aphanomyces astaci
Lineage: Eukaryota; Oomycota; Saprolegniomycetes; Saprolegniales; Verrucalvaceae
Exons: 1
Coding region: 54-731 (225 amino acids)
Molecular function (GO): RNA binding
Source: RefSeq, a predicted model, not a curated record